CUUAACAGACGUUAGUAAACGAGACUGAAAUGGCAACUGAGAAUUUCUUCUCUGCCGCUUUGCCUGCUCUCCACCCCAACCAAAGAAGAUACGGCGGUUUUUUUCUCUCCAUCGCAACCGAGGAGACGGCUCUCUUUCCUUCACUUGUCAACGAGUAUAGCCCAAUCAAUUAUUGGCGCCUCAGAACUCGGAAGAAUGUUGUGAUGGUAUUUAAACACAUCACGCUUUACAUAAUAAGAAGAACUCCCGAUCGUCUUCCUUCUUCAGACCUACACUCCCUCUCACCCCGCGCGUGCUCCAGGAGGCAGAAGACCUACCUUCGCUCCAGAUCGAUCGCAUUCUCCUGUGGCUUGCAGUGACACACUAGUCGCCAUCGCCAUUGCGCACCAUUCGCCGCCGCCUCUGCGCACCGGUUGUCUCCACCACUGCUUAGGGACGCAACACCUUCAUCGUCGCCUUUCCGCACCGCAGUAGCUAUGCCGCUGCUUCAAAUACUCUCUUAUUCUAUCUUUUCACAUGUGUGAGUUUCAUUGGAAUGGACAGAUCUGAUAUGUAGUCAUGUUGGG
Messenger RNA from Cuscuta epithymum, 566 nucleotides. NCBI's taxonomy places the organism in Eukaryota, Viridiplantae, Streptophyta, Magnoliopsida, Solanales, Convolvulaceae. The record is from the annotation of a GenBank genome assembly.